Molecule: messenger RNA, 580 nt
Organism: Trichogramma pretiosum
Lineage: Eukaryota; Metazoa; Arthropoda; Insecta; Hymenoptera; Trichogrammatidae
Exons: 3
Coding region: 200-574 (124 amino acids)
Biological process (GO): mitochondrial respirasome assembly
Source: RefSeq, a predicted model, not a curated record
AUAUGUUGUGACCGAGCGCCACGCAUGAUCGAAGAGAUCAAGCGUCGUGACUGUAAACGCUCAAAACUUAAACCUGCCUGAAUGACGCCCGUGUGUGUUUAGCAGUAGAUAUCUUGGCAGACGACGAUGCUGAGGUAGCGCAUUGCGAGUGUUGAAAUUUUCAUCAUAAGUUUUAUUGUUUAUUUCUUCAAACGUUGCGAUGGCGAAAGGAAAAUCAUCGAACCAGUCGACCAGCGGUGCCAAAAGUGACAGCGUCUGGGUCAGGGCAUUCACCGCUAAUUCAGAAUGGCCAGAUAAGGAGGAGUUUUUAGAUGUUAUUUACUGGGGAAGGCAGAUCAUUGGAAUCAUAAUUGGAAUUGUGUGGGGAUUAUUUCCUCUAAGAGGAUUUUUGGGCUUGUUUUUGUUUGCAAUUGUUAAUGCUGGUAGUUUAUAUGUAUACUUUAAUAGUUUUCAACAAGUAGAUGAAGAAGAAUAUGGCGGUGCAUGGGAACUUACUAAGGAAGGUUUCAUGACAUCGUUUGCAGCAUUUUUAGUCACAUGGAUUAUAAUAUACUCAGGACUGCAUUUUGGCUAAAAAGUG